GAAGUGCGGGUUUACGCUGCGGCGGGGGCGAGGUGGGUGCGUGGUGACGUGGCGGCACCGGUUCCUCCAGCCGUGCGAGGCAGGCAGCGGGGGACCCACGGGUACAGCUGCGCAAGACCAUGGGGGCUCAAUUGAGCAGCGGCCAGGGUAACCCGGAGCCGGCGCAGCCCCAGCCCCAGCCUGCGGCACCAGAGGGCCCAGUGCAACCCCAACCGCGGCCUCAGCCCGAGCCCAGCCCGUGGGGACCGCUGGACGACGUGCGCUUCCUCAUCGCCUGCACCUCCUGGUACUGACUCGGCGUUCUCCGGAGGAUGCCGCCCGCCGCCGCCCCAUGUUCUCCUUGCCAGUGUUCGUGUGUCUUAUGCCCUUCUCCCACACUCUGCGCACUGGGGACUACAGAAGUCAAAGGGGCUGCUAAGGAUUAGAAGUCCCACUGGCAAGGCCGUCUCCUCAGCCUCACUCCCAGCCUGCUUCUCAUACUGCUCCCAAAGCUAGCUCAGAUCCUCAUGCUUACUCUAUCCCCUUCUCCAAUUGUCUGGGUCCUGGGGCAUCCCUCCCUGGCCCUGGUCCAGUACCAGGCCAGGGAUUCUGGGAAGAGCCUGAUGCUGCAGAUCUCCUGACCUCAUCUUCCCCUUAUCACUGAGAACCAAGCUCUUAUCUGUUUCCCAGGUCAUGGCAUCAUGGGCCUUGACGUCAGAGGUGUCCUUGCUACAGUGAACCUCCCCUACUCCUGAGGGUAGCUGUGCCCUAUCCUGGUAUCGAAAUGAAGCAUCAUCCGGCUGUAUUUCUGGGCCCCCGGUAACAAAGACUGCCAGGGUCAGCCUUUUGGAGACAAGGACAUCUGACUGCUGAUUUGGCAGAUGAGAUUCGUGGGGCAGCUACAGACACUUCAGAGUACCCUGUUCUCCCAAAAUAUUCUCUAAGUUCGUUCUUAGAACCUGAUUUUUGUCCCCACAUCCCAGGAAAAUGACACACUCUGUAUUUCUGUUUUAUUUAGAAAUGAUUUAAAAAACAUUAUACAAAGGCUGAUCAGUUUAAAAUGUGACUGACACUGAAAUGCUGUGAAGUCCCCCAGGCUGAGGAGAAGCUGGGGUCUGAGGCCCCCAGUGCUUUGCCCCUCUGUCUAUCUGCCCUGUCCUGGGGUGAUGGACAAACAGAUGACCACAGGCAGGAGAAUCUGAGAUUGGAAGCCUCUAGGCUGAGCCAUCUCUGGGACUGGCUCCACAUCCCUCACAUCUGCAGCCUGGUCUGCCUGCCCCCAUCUCCUGCUCUUUCUUGGCUGGCCUAGGUAGUACCAGGAGUCAGUAGGGAGCCUGGUGGGAAGCAGGGGGUGCCUAGAGCUUUCAAGAAGUGAGAGCACCAACCUGAGGAAUGGAGAGGGACCAGGAAGAGAUGGACAAAGGAGAUACUUCUAAUCUCAUCUCAGACCCUAGAGGAGUCCACAGAUGGGGACACAAGACCCAGCCAGCCCACUGGAUGGCCUGGGCAAGUAACAGAACCUCUCUGUGCUUCAUCUGAGGGCAUGAUGAGUUACCCUCGGCCUCCCAGGGCCUACACGAGUUUCAUGUGAGUGGACAGGUGUGAGCUAAUAAAGUGCUUUGCAAAGUAUAAAA
Otolemur garnettii (small-eared galago) is the source of this 1613-nucleotide messenger RNA. Its product is annotated as proline-rich protein HaeIII subfamily 1-like. The record is from RefSeq and is a predicted model, not a curated record. The transcript is spliced from 2 exons. Lineage: Eukaryota; Metazoa; Chordata; Mammalia; Primates; Galagidae. The coding region runs from base 120 to 293 and encodes 57 amino acids.